Acanthosepion pharaonis is the source of this 780-nucleotide messenger RNA. The record is from the annotation of a GenBank genome assembly. Lineage: Eukaryota; Metazoa; Mollusca; Cephalopoda; Sepiida; Sepiidae.
AUGCAUUUACUCUUAACAGCCGGCCCGGCGGCUGCACGCGCACAAGCGUUUUUUUUUUCUUUCGAAUCGGACCGUCAUACCAAGAGAAUCAGAUACAUACAGAGCACAAAAUUAAAACUCUCUCUCUAUCUAUCUCCUUCUCUCACUCUCUCUCUCUCUCACUCUCUCUUACAUUCUAUCUCACACUCUCUCUCUAUCUCUCGCACUUUCUCUCUCACUCUCUCUCCGAUACUCUCUAACUCCAUCUCUCUCACUCUCUCUAUAUCUCUUACUCUCUCCCUCUCCCUCGCUCUCCCUCUCUCUCACUCUUCAUUUCUCUCACUCUCCCCCUCUCUCUCCCUCUUUAUCUCUCUCGCUCUCCCCCUCUUUCUCACUCUCUCUUUCUUUUUUCAUUCUCUCUCCCAUUCUCUCUAUCUCUUUCUUACUCUCUCAACCUUUCUCUAUGUCUCUUACUCUCUCCCUCUCCCUCGCUCUCCCUCUCUCUCUCACUCUUCAUCUCUCUCCCCCUCUCUCUCUCCCUCUCCGUCUCUCUAUCUCUCUCGCUCUCCUCCUCUUUCUCACUCUCUCUUUCUUUUUCAUUCUCUCUCUCAUUCUCCUCUAUCUCUUUCUUACUCUCUCACCCUUUCUCUAUCUCUCUCACUCUGUCUCUUACUCUCUCCCUCUCCCUCGCUCUCCCUCUCUCUCUCACUCUUCAUCUCUCUCACUCUCUCACUCUCUCUAUCUCUCCCUCUCUCUCUCUCUCCUCUCUCUCUCUUUGAAACUGGUACGUCAUUCACAUGA